CUCUCUCUCUCUCUCUCUCUCUUCCAUAAAAUCCGUAGUAGCGAAGUCGACGCCCUAGAAAUAUCCAAGAAGCUUCCUGUCUGUAUUUCUCUUUCUCAUCUUCUGUCUUCACGAGCUACUCCUGUUGCUUCCCUCCUCUUCGAAAUCUUCUCCCCGCCGUUGACGGAAGAACAGCCGCGAUUCCCCGCUAUUGGAUUCUGAUUUCGGAAAAUCUCGUCUCCGUUCUAUUACAAGAACAAGCAUGUUGUGUUGCUCCCACCGUAUACUUCCUCUCUGAUAAGUUUCCAACUGGAGCAAGACAAGAAAUUUAAAAUAUGAGGUUCUUAGGGAUGCGGUAGCAUUUUCUAGUGGUAAUACUUUCAUCAUCCUUUGUAUUCCAAAGGUUUAUUCACCAUAUUGGACACCGUAUUGCCAACAAGCCAAAGCUAUGAACUACCCAGAGGAGAGAUUUGUGAGGUUUCAGGAUUGCAGUUCAGAGAGAUCUUCAACUCAUGAAAGGAAAUUUUCUGCAGAAGUUGGAUUACUGUCAGGAAAGAUUAGAAGAACAAUAAGCUCACUAUCAGAGAGUGUCCGAAGAGGCUUUGAAUGGGGAUCUGAUGGGAUUAAAAGCAUCAGGAAAUCAUUUCGCGUUCACUCACCAAGAGAUUCACCCAUCAAGGAUGUGAGCUCUUGGAAGAUUCUUGAUCCUCAGGGAGCAUUUCUUCAGAGAUGGAAUAAAAUAUUUGUUUUGUCAUGUGUGAUUGCUGUGUCCAUGGACCCAUUGUUCCUUUACAUCCCAUUCAUCAAUGAGGGGAAAUGCCUUGAUUUGGAUCACAAGCUGGUAAUAGCAGCUAGUGUUCUGCGUACCUUCACCGAUGUAUUUUAUGUACUUCAUAUUUUCUUUCAGUUUCGCACUGGUUUUAUUGCUCCUUCCUCUAGAGUAUUUGGAAGAGGUGUGUUGGUAGCAGAUAGCUUAGCAAUAGCCAGAAGAUAUCUAUUACCAUACUUCCUAAUUGAUGUCCUCGCAGUUCUUCCAAUCCCUCAGGUUGUUAUUUUGAUUGUAAUACCCAAAUUGAAAGGGUCAGCACCACUGAAUGCAAAAAACCUGCUGCAGCUUGUUGUUAUACUCCAAUAUGUACCCAGGCUUCUCCGAAUCAUUCCUUUAUAUAGAGAGGUCACAAGAUCAGCUGGUAUAAUCACGGAGACGGCAUGGGCUGGAGCUGUUUUUAAUCUCCUUCUUUACAUGCUCGCAAGUCAUGUAAUUGGAGCUUUUUGGUACUUGCUUGCAAUAGAACGACAAGAUACAUGCUGGCGAGUUGCUUGUAAUGAUAAUAAAGAUAAAUGCUCAAUCGAUUCUUUAUACUGUGGAGGAAAAAGUACAAGAAGUGACCCCACCCUUCUUUCUUCUUUAUGCCCUAAAGACUCGGAGAAUAAAACCCGUUUUGACUUUGGAAUAUACUUUUCUGCGCUCCAGUCUGACGUUGUCGUAACGAGAGAUUUUCCAAAGAAGAUCUUUUACUGCUUUUGGUGGGGACUACAGAGUUUGAGCUCUCUUGGCCAGAACCUGAAAACAAGUACUUAUGUUGGAGAGAUUUGUUUCGCGGUGUUCAUUUCUAUCUUUGGCCUGGUGUUGUUUUCACUUCUCAUUGGCAAUAUGCAGACAUAUUUGCAAUCAACUACUGUGAGAUUGGAAGAAAUGAGGGUGAAAAAGCGAGAUGCGGACCAAUGGAUGUCUCACCGCUUGCUCCCCAAUCACUUGCGGGAACGUAUCCGUCGACAUGAACAGUAUAAAUGGCAAGAAACGAGAGGGGUCGAUGAAGAGCAUCUGAUCCUUAAUCUUCCCAAGGACCUUAGGAGGGAUAUAAAGCGCCAUCUCUGCCUGGCUCUGCUCAUGAGGGUCCCUAUGUUUGAAAAGAUGGACGAGCAACUAUUGGAUGCCAUGUGCGAUCGACUCAAGCCAACCCUUUACACAGAAGAGAGUUGCAUCGUCCGUGAAGGCGAUCCGGUUGAUGACAUGCUCUUCAUAAUGAGAGGAAGGGUGGAGAGCGUAACCACCAACGGUGGGAGAACUGGCUUCUUCAAUUCGGAUUUUCUCAAGGCAGGAGACUUCUGUGGAGAAGAGCUCCUCACAUGGGCGCUUGACCCUCAUUCCUCUUCUAACCUCCCAACUUCGACCAGGACGGUGCGGACGCUAUCUGAGGUAGAAGCCUUUGUUCUCAAGGCAGACGACUUGAAAUCUGUUGCAUCCCAAUUCCGGAGGCUUCACAGCAAGCAACUCCGGCACACCUUCAGGUUCUAUUCGCAGCAGUGGAGGACGUGGGCUGCCUGUUUCAUACAAGCAGGUUGGCGUCGGCACUGUAAGAAGAAACUCGAGGAGUCUUUACAUGAGGAAGAGGAUAGACUACAGGCUGCACUGGCGAAGAACAGUGUCAGCUCACCCAGCCUCGGGGCCACCAUUUAUGCAUCGCGGUUCGCUGCUAAUGCAUUACGGGCACUGCGCCGCAAUGGCACGCGCAGGGCCCGUGUGCCAGAAAGAUUGCCCCCGAUUUUGCUCCCGAAGCCUGCGGAGCCAGAUUUUACGGUUGAAACUGAACAUUAGUUGUUCCUUUUGUACUAUUAUUACUUUAGUUGCUUCUUUCCUAUCAAAGUAUCGGUCGUAUGUAAGAUUGUUGUUAUGGUUUGUGUGUAAAAUGUAAAGCCAAAAAGUGAUCUUCAUAUUA
Molecule: messenger RNA, 2699 nt
Organism: Magnolia sinica
Lineage: Eukaryota; Viridiplantae; Streptophyta; Magnoliopsida; Magnoliales; Magnoliaceae
Product: cyclic nucleotide-gated ion channel 1-like
Exons: 9
Coding region: 428-2578 (716 amino acids)
Biological process (GO): monoatomic ion transport; transmembrane transport
Cellular component (GO): membrane
Molecular function (GO): monoatomic ion channel activity
Source: RefSeq, a predicted model, not a curated record